AUUUCUUCUUGUAAUUAAAUUUCUACUUUUAGAUUCUAUAAGCUAGUAUUAUUCUCUACUUAUGGCUUCUAUCGUAGUUGUAGUCUAGUGAUUACUGCUAUAGUCCCUAGUAAGUUAUUAAAACUAACUAAUAAAUUAUCUUUUAUUCUGCUUUUUGCUUUUUUCUUAAUAAACUCACCGCUAGAAUAUUAGACCGAGUUGCUUUAAUUAAGUCAUCAAUGACACUAACAAAUAGACCAAUGGCGACGAGCUGUACACGUUGCAGGGCCCGUAGAGUACGCUGCAAUGGUAAACAACCCUGUAAUGCCUGUAUAAAACGUGGUGAUGAUUGUCUAUUCUCUGAGAAACGUAAACCAGGUUUGAAGAAAGGCGCGGGCAAGCAAUUAGAAAUGCGAGUAGCUGAGUUAGAAGAGCAACUAUCGUUCUAUCAGAAUCACCAUAGUCAUGAUAGUACAUCACCUUCGAUAUCAACGUCAUCAGCUUUCUUUACUGACAAUUACACUCUCAAUCAAUCAACAGUUACUCAAAUUGUAGAACUUUUCUUUCACACUCUACACUUGCAAACACCCUUCUUGAACAAAAGUAAGCCUAUCCUGAGGUUGACUUUAAAUGCAAUCAUUUACUCUACUUUGACAUUCAUUAAAUCUGACUACAUUUGCCCUUUAACUGCAAUAACUCUUCCACUCGGAAUUGAAGAACAGGCCAGUCGAUCUCGCGAUAUCGUCCUAAACGAAUCAAAUAAUUCUUUAGAUAUCGAUACAAUCCAAGCACUCAUUAUACUGUCUUGGAAUUCCUUAAGAGAUGGUCACAACCCUGUUAGUUGGAGCCACCUCUUCUCGUUAUCUCGUAUUAUCAAUUUGAUAUUCAAGACCCGUAGAUCACCUUUCAUGCAAUCUACACAACUUAUUAGCAUUACAACAGAUGACACAUCAACUGCAUUUGAAGAAUCAAAGAGACUUUUCUGGUCUGCCUUCAUAAUAGAUAGAUUGGCGAGCUUUACAACAGGCUGGUCAUUUGGAAUAAACAAUAAUCAGAACGUUGAAUUACCUUACUAUAAUUUAGAACUAGAUGGUGAUAACCGUCGGGCUAUAGAUGGAUUCAGAAGUUAUGUCGAGUUGUUCCUUCUUAACGAUGACAUACACUCAUUGCUUUCAACUGAAGUGAACCUUUCCAAUCAACAGGAAGUUGAGGACUGGCGUUCGAUUCACAAAGACAUCUCAGAGCGUAUAGAAUCUUUAAUACCACCUACGAACAGUCUUCCUGAAGUUAUCUUACUUUACAAUUCAACAGUUCUGCGUCAUCAUUCACCAUAUGCAUACCCACCACUAACUACACCUAUAUUUGAAGCUAGUGAGAAUUCACGUAGUGUAUGCGCCCAAGCAGCUAACCAAGUGAACGUCAUAGCAUCAAAAUUAACUGCUGAAAUGACAGAUCAAAAUAUCUACAAUCCUGAAUUGAAAGGUAUAACAUCUUCGCCUAUUUUCGUAUGGAACAUUUGGGUAGCCGCCCGUAAUCAUUUACUCGCAUAUUCUAGUGCACAUGAUACUUCACAAGGUCUUCCAAUUGAAUUCUACACACUGGUUCAAUCACUUAGAGUUUUAGAACCAACAUCAAGACUUGCUAACGUAUAUGCAAAUGUAUUAGAUAAAAUAAGUAGCUGUAAUCUAGAUACAAACAUUCUAGCAACCGCCAGAACUUCUUUUACUGUCUUGAAGGACGCCAAUGAUCUUACAAAGACUUCAAUUUUCACAACAGAUUUAGACAUUCUCUUUAAGGAUAUUUUUUCAAACAUUGUAUAAACAACAUAUUGGAUAAAGUGUAUAAUUUCG
Wallemia mellicola CBS 633.66 is the source of this 1829-nucleotide messenger RNA. RefSeq lists its product as hypothetical. Gene Ontology annotation, molecular function: zinc ion binding; DNA-binding transcription factor activity, RNA polymerase II-specific; DNA binding. The coding region runs from base 219 to 1799 and encodes 526 amino acids. Gene Ontology annotation, cellular component: nucleus. The record is from RefSeq and is a predicted model, not a curated record. The transcript is spliced from 2 exons. Lineage: Eukaryota; Fungi; Basidiomycota; Wallemiomycetes; Wallemiales; Wallemiaceae. Gene Ontology annotation, biological process: DNA-templated transcription; regulation of DNA-templated transcription.